Phymastichus coffea is the source of this 7170-nucleotide messenger RNA. It is a transcript of the gene rdgB, whose product is annotated as protein retinal degeneration B. Gene Ontology annotation, cellular component: cytoplasm. The record is from RefSeq and is a predicted model, not a curated record. The transcript is spliced from 20 exons. Gene Ontology annotation, biological process: phospholipid transport. The coding region runs from base 285 to 4115 and encodes 1276 amino acids. NCBI's taxonomy places the organism in Eukaryota, Metazoa, Arthropoda, Insecta, Hymenoptera, Eulophidae. Gene Ontology annotation, molecular function: phosphatidylcholine intramembrane carrier activity; phosphatidylinositol transfer activity; phosphatidylcholine binding.
GAAAACCGUAUUAGUGAUGAUUCAGUGAAAACACUGCGAAAUUUAGUGCGUGAGUGCUUGUGAGAAUACACUGGUAGGCAUACAUGUAUGCAUAAGAAGUUACUUCAUCGUGGAGCUAGAAAAAUGAAGGUGCGAAGAAAAAGUCAACGGCUAAACGAGCUUGAGACCGGAACCGACUCACGGGACUCACCCUCUCUUCCUCCGUGUUUCUUGUCUACGCAGAAUGACGCUCGAAACUGAUUGAAUGCUCCGAUAAAAUAACGCAGCAACUUUAAUCAAUCAAGAUGUUGAUUAAAGAGUAUCGAAUACCCCUUCCACUAACCGUGGACGAGUACAGGAUCGCGCAGCUGUACAUGAUAGCGAAAAAAUCACGGGAGGAGAGCAAAGGCGCAGGGAGCGGCGUGGAGAUAAUCGUGAACGAGCCCUACACCGACGGCCCAGGACCCGAGGGCAAGGGCCAGUACACUCACAAAGUCUACCACGUGGGCAGCCACUUGCCCGGUUGGUUCAAGAGCCUCCUGCCGAAGUCAGCGCUGAUGGUCAAGGAGGAAGCGUGGAACGCCUACCCGUACACCAAGACACGCUACACGUGCCCAUUCGUCGAGAAGUUCUCGGUGGAAAUCGAGACCUACUACUUCCCCGACAACGGCUAUCAGGAGAAUGUAUUCAAGCUGAGCGGCAGCGAUUUGCGCAAUCGGGUUGUAGAUGUUAUCGACAUCGUCAAGGAUCAACUUUACGGAGCCGAUUACGUCAAAGAGGAGGAUCCGACGCUAUAUAUCUCGGAAAAGACUAUCAGGGGUCCACUCAACGAAAACUGGCUUGAAGACUAUUGGACUGAGGUUAAAGGUAAGUCACAGCCAACUCCUUCAGGAAAAUCGCUGAUGUGCGCCUACAAAUUGUGCCGCGUCGAGUUCCGCUACUGGGGCAUGCAGACAAAACUCGAGAAAUUCAUCCAGGACAUCGCUCUGAGAAAAACGAUGGUCCGAGCUCACCGACAAGCGUGGGCCUGGCAAGACGAGUGGGUCGGGCUGACGAUGGAAGACAUUCGCGAGAUCGAGCGUCAAACGCAAUUGGCACUCCAAGCAAAGAUGGGUCUGGGCGAGUCGAGCGAAGAGUUGGCCGACGGCGAGGAAGCCGACUCGGACAAGGUGAACGCGACGAUCACGCCUCAAGAUUCGGAGCACGUGGCGAAGACAUUAGCAGCGACCCUUGGAAGUAUCGAGAAGAACGAGGAUAUGCAGAGUCCAGCUUCGAUGAGAAAACCCGCCGACAUUCCCAUUAUCAGCACCGCAGUUAGCUCCGGUGAAAACAGUCCCGAGGACUCGCCUAUCGAGAUAAUACCACCUCCCAGAAAAAUGGAAAGGCCAGCGAGAGUGGAAAAGGACAAGCUGGGUAAGAAAGGCGGCACUUCACUGCACUCACCCAACUCAGCUAAGAAUUUCGACGUCCAGAUAGCCAACUGGAGGAUGGAGAGUAUUGUACGAGAAUCGGAAUCCGGAAGCGAAGACGAGUUCUUCGACUGUCAAGAGAACUUUGCACUCGAAGAUAACUCGUCAUUAGCUAAAUGGAGUUCUUUGGAUCUUCUAGCAGAAGAGGAGGAGGUGACAUCACCUACUGCGCCUGAACCUAAACUGGACGACACGAUAUUUUCACACGCUUACCUACAGCGUGUAGCGAGCGAGCGAAGUGGUAAGCGCCUGGCGAUUCGUACCUCGGCGAGCAUCGACGUCUCGUGUCCUGCCUCACCGCAGCACUCGCCCACCCACCAACCCUGCAGUACCACCGUCCUCCUCGUUGUGCUUCACGCGGGCAGCGUUCUCGAUGCAAACGUCGAUCUUACAGCCAAGAAAUCCGACAUAACGACUUUCAAAGGUGCUUUCGAGUCUGUGAUGAGACAACACUAUCCCACGAUGGUCGGCCACAUCUCAAUCAAGUUCGUUUCUUGUCCCUCGAUUUGCACCGAGGGCCUCGGUAUUUUAUCUAGCCUUAGUCCGUACAGCUUCGACGUGUCGCCAUCGUGUAUGGAUGCACCGCAGAUAACGCACGACACGAUACCGAUCGGUGCCAUCCCUUUACUGGCUUCUUCGACGCCGGACUACGACGAGGCGGUGACAAAAGUGGUGAGCGGCGCCAACCAGGUCUACCAAGAGUUCGCGAAAAGUGACGAGGGUCGUGGCUUCAACGGUCAAGUUUGCUUCAUCGGUGACUCGGUCGGCUCGAUUCUCGCUUACGACGCGCUGUGCAGAUCGGCUCAGUAUCAGUCACGCCACGACAGCGAGAACAGCAUCCUCGACACCGACAAUCACGACAACAUUUUGGAGGACAGCCGGCACCUCUCGGCGCCGUCGCCGAGGCGGAGAUCGUCGUCGACGAGUGACAAUUCUCACCACGUCAAACUGGACUUCGAAGUGAGCGAGUUCUUCAUGUUCGGCAGUCCGCUGUCAUUGGUGCUAGCUUACAGAAAAAUCUCCUCGACGGCUGACAAAAUCAGCAAUAUCAACAGGCCGUGCGUCAAUCAGGUGUACAAUCUGUUUCACCCUACCGAUCCGGUCGCAGCUAGACUGGAGCCGCUGAUCUCGGCUCGCUUUUCACUCUUACCCCCGGUCAACGUCGCUCGCUAUCAGAACUACCCGCUUGGCAACGGCCAACCUUAUCACUUGCUGGAAACCAUACAGACGAAUCCACAAUUCUUCACCGAUGGACUGAACGUUUCGAACGUUACGAUGUCUCAGUUGAGAAGACUGUCGGAUAUAUCGAUACAUAGUACUAUGUCCGGUAUAGAUACUAUACCUCUUCAAGCUGUAUCUUCUCUGACGCAGAAGUGGUGGGGCAAUAAAAGAAUAGAUUACGCCCUUUAUUGCCCAGAGGGUCUAGCCAAUUUUCCUACCAACGCCUUACCUCAUCUCUUUCACGCGAGCUACUGGGAGUCCUCGGAUGUCAUUGCUUUCAUCAUUCGCCAACUCGGUAGGUUCGAUCUGCAGAUGCUCGGCCACGAGGAGAAAGAGCUUACAGGCUUCCGUCCAGGACAACCGCGAGAAAAGUGGAAUAAAAAGCGAACAUCUGUUAAAGUUAAAAAUGUUGCUGCUAAUCAUAGAGCUAAUGAUGUUAUUGUUAGAGAUGGUACACCUCAAGUACUUGUAGCUAGAUUUAUGUAUGGUCCUAUAGGUGUCAUCGCCUUAUCAGGCGAAAAUGUAGAUAUUCACAUAAUGAAAGACGUUAGAGGCGGAGAAUGGGUUUAUUAUGCGACUGAAACUACGGAUAAAAGCGGCAAAAUUACUUAUCAAAUUCCAGAGGACAAAACAUUAGGAUAUGGACUCUACCCUGUAAAAAUGAUAGUGAGAGGCGACCAUACGUCCGUAGACUUCUAUAUGGCUGUGAUACCACCAAAAACAGAAUGCGUUGUGUUUAGUAUUGACGGUUCUUUCACUGCGAGUGUAUCUGUGACCGGUAGGGAUCCUAAAGUAAGAGCUGGCGCGGUAGACGUUGUCAGACACUGGCAAGAGCUAGGCUACCUAAUAAUUUACAUAACCGGGAGGCCGGACAUGCAACAGCACAAGGUUGUCUCGUGGCUCUCGCAACACAAUUUCCCUCACGGUCUGGUGUCCUUCGCCGACGGUAUAUCGACUGACCCUCUGGCGCAUAAAGCCGCUUAUCUCCAAAAGCUCGUGCAGGAGCACGGCAUAAUAAUCCACCACGCGUACGGCAGCAAUAAGGACAUCAAUGUAUACACUUCGUUAAAUCUGCAACCAAAUCAGAUCUUCGUGGUUGGCAAAGUGCCGCGUAAAAAUCAUGCGCUUGCAACGGUGCUUCAAGAGGGUUACGCUGCUCACCUGAAUGCACUUCAAGCUCACGGAGGCUCAAGACCCGCGCAGGGCAAUGCGCGUAUGGUCAUACCGAGAGGGCAUUUCGGUUUGCCCGGGCAGAAUGCCUCGCUUAGACGACGAAGGUCGACAAAGCGCGCCAUAUCGCAGCCAGCGUCGGAAGGUCACGUAAGUGCUGACGGUAGUGGUGUGACCCUGGAGCGCAGCACGAGUGUCGGGCCUGCGCCGGCUCGCCAUCAGCCACAGUCGCCUGGAACGCCGCCCGGGAAGUCGAGCGCGCCGGAGAAAUUAUGACGAUUCGUCCGCUGUCGCUCGUUAUUCGAGCAACGGCGGUAGACAUCGAAGCGUAAUGCUUUAGCAAUUGACGAUGAGCGAUGAGCGCGGAUGCACUGUACUUACACACCCUCCUCGUCAGAGAGAGGGAGAGGGGGAGCUGUCUGCCGGCGGCCUCGUCGCUGCUAUACUUGCAUGACGGUACUCUGCCACCAUUGCCAUUGUUGCUGUACAAGGCAUAUUAGUUCCGGGUGCGUGGCCAACAAAGUGAUUGAAAUCGACCUCGCUACGCCACGUUUGCGCUCUGCUUUACUUCAAUUGGGUCGUUAUCGCGACGAAAUUCCAGAUGUACGUUGUGCGCGUUUUCAGUCAGUUUCUUCACCGCUGUCAAGAUGCGAUUGUAGAUAUACCGUGUACAUAAUUAGCUUGAGACAAACAGAUGCGGUGGCAAGACAAAGAAACAUAUAAGUCUGACAUUCCUCUAUUCUUAUCGAGAACAGCGGUUUUCGGCAUCGGCGAGCCCGCGCUGCAGACUCGCUCGUACUUAUAUUCUAAAGGAAGCUACAUCAAUUAAUGGAUAAAGAAAUAAAUACGUACAUAAUGUAGUACUUUUUUAAGGACGUUAAUGUAAACACGAUGCUCUUCAAGAAUUAACGAAGUGCGAAUAACAUUGCAAAAAGAUAAAAAGAAAAAAAAACAAGUAAUUUAGUAGCUCACUGACAAAUUGUUACUCAUGAAACAAGAGAACAACAAUGAAACAUUGCGCCUCCGAUCAAAGUUUAUUUUUUAUACACGAAAAACUACAUGUUUAGUUGUAUGUGCUAGCUUUUAGAAUUCCAAAUAUUGAACUCUGCUCCAAAAAUACUCCUAUACCUAACAAGAUUGACGAACAAGCAAAAGCAAGCGGGAUAAAUAAAUUAGCUAAUGAAUACAAUAAAGUUUAGCGAUAAAGCAAGAAAUUAGCAUUCCCGACGCGAUCAUUCGCUGUAUACGUGUGCUAAUUUAUAAAGAACACAUCCAAAAGGCAUGCAUUGUUGCCAUCAUUUAGUUUUUAAGGCUGUACGUACUUGUUAAAACAGAUACUAUUACCCGACCUUAAAAAUCAAUCAUCACUCAACUUCUCCUCGUUGUUGUUGAAAAACGGAGAUAUAUUGUAUUAUUAUAACACGUUAAUAAAUAUACGUACGUAGUACCUCAAGAUGUCCGUAUCUAACUAUUGAGUCCGCGAUGUUGCAAGAUCAUCUAGUUUGUGAAACAGAACGGGAAUAUAUAAGAAUAAUGUUGUCAUUGUCCUCUUAAAGCUCGGUUAUAGCAGAUGAGGUUUUGUUCAGUAAUAUCGUAUGUGAUAUUUAAGAUGAAAAUAAUUAUUUGUUAACCAUUCUGGAGUAUGAUUGUUUGCAGUUACUUUCGACACUCACCUGCGAUUUCAAUUCAGCGUUUACAUUUACAGACAUAUUCUACUAUAUUUUUCAAGAGAUUGUCUGAUAUUUUUUGACCGUGUUAUGAAGAAAAGCAAAUGUUGAAAGUGUUGCAGCUUUAACGUGUUAUUUUUAGAUUCGUUAUAUCUACGCUGUCUUUCAACGAUUGUUAAAUAUUAUUUCAGAAAUUGAUGGUGUUGAUUCGUUAAAACGCUACUCUGAAACUAUCGGAAAUAUGUGUAUUAAGUAGCGUUGGAUUUAUUUUUAUUGCGUAAGCGCGGAACGUAACACGAAAAGCAAACCACAAAGAAGUCAUGAUUUUAUAUUUGAGAUUUGAUAUAAAGUAAGAAAAAACGGAUUAAUUUGUAUUUUCUGAUACUGUUAGUGUGAGAAUACUCACUUUGUUCAAAGUCGAACUGCAAUAUGUGCCAUAUUGUAAAAAAAACCAAAACCUUAAGUCAGUAAACUACGUACAUAGUUAUGUAAAAUUACGAAGAUCAACAAAAGUUUGAACUGUUAUAUGCUUCUUUUCGUAAAAAUAAAAUACCUGACCGAUUUGAGAAGCAUCAAAUAUAUAUAAAUAAACAUAUAGGUGUCCAUAAAGGCAUCACAUUUGUUAAGAAGUUCAAAUAGAUGUAAAAUUAUAUGUUGCACUAUGAUUUUAAAUCUUUUGAGUUGUAGUUCUAAUCAAUAGUGUAUAUGAAAAUCCAUCCAUUUCUAAUGGAUUUUUUAUUCCAUAUAGCUAGUAAACCGCUGUUCGAUUUAAUCCAUAUAAGAAGUACAACAUAGAAAUGAGCUAUUUUGCUGGCUCCAGCCUGAACUCGAAAUUAUAUAAUUUCAUAAAAUACAUUGCGUGCUUUACUUCCAACAUAUUACAUUUCAAUGGAUCACGCAAUGGACAUUUUUUGUUUAAAAUAAACAGAACAAAUGCAUAUUGACUGUUUAUAUUGUUGUAAUAUAAUACGAGAGUAGGUCAAUAUAAAAAUUGUUCUAAGAAUAAAUACAUACUUGAAUGUAUAAUAAAAUAUUCAUCAAGAAAUUUGACUGCAAAAACUAUUUCAUUCGUGCAAACAAAAAAUCAUAUUAUCAAUAAAUUGAUGAUUAUUUUUUAUUACGCAUAUUACUUUAUGAACUAUAACAAGAAUUCUUUUUAUUAACGAUCCCUUUUUUAGCAUUUACAGUUAACGAAAUUCGUAUGUACUCCUUUUAUCGGAAGCUGUUGAAAACUCUUGUUAAGGCACUUUCUAAAUAAAAGAGCAUCGGACACCGGAUGUGCAUGGAAACGGAAAUAUAAAUUGAUUUUUUGACAUUAGCUUAUGAAAAAAAGAAGCAUCUUAGAGAUCACCGUUUUGAUUCGGAUACAAACCUGAUGGUAUACAACCAAUAAAUGAUGUGUACAUCUCCGUGCACCUCCGAUGUCCAACGUCCAAUAAGAUAUCUGUUACUUUGACAGUGCCUACCCCAAAUUUACGUGCGAGUGACGUAUGUGUAUAUCGAAUCAUCAAACUUCGAAAAUAAAGCUUAAUGAUUAAUAUUUAUCUAGUAUUAUUCCGUACGUAUAUAUAUCCAUGCUCCUUGAUUAAUUAUUAAAUAUAAUAUAUGCUUAUAUUUCACCACGUUUUAAUCAAACAAUUUGUAUUUCGUUUAUAUCCAAUUAU